GUUGGCCGUGGAGAGCAGGUAUAAACAUAUCCUUGGCUUGGGCUUCGAUUGAAUCCUCUUCUCUCUCAGGUGGUUCUGCUGGUUGUCACCAGGUUCUUACAUUGCGUAGGAGAGGUUGGUAGACGCCACCGUCUGUAUUGAUCACUGCAGGAACCAGCCUCGCGUCCUUGGUCAUUGCAGGAGAUCUUUGGACCCACAGGUCAUGGCUAUGACGAGGGCUUCUGUGUCUCUGUAAGGCCCAUCUGUGCCGGCUCCUGGAGUCUGUAGGCGAAUUUGUUGGGCCUUUCAGCGGGUUGGCGCAAGCAAAGUGGAAUCCAGAAAGGAUCUGCUGAAAGACAUUACGAACAGCAAGGAAGAAGUGACAGAUGUCAUGGCAGGGGACGAAAACUUGCCCGAAAAAGUCGGCGACACUAAUGGAUCUUGCGAGAGAACUGACUCGAAGGAGCACACGGUAUCCCCACAUGGUGGGCAGGACAGCACAAAACUGCAUAAUCAGGACCCUAAUUACAAACCCUGUUGGGUGGCGGAGAACGGCAUCUGUGAAAGAGACCCGGGAGACCUCCGACAACACCCGCUGAAAAUAAACAGUCCCAUGCAGACUUCUGUGGUGGGGAGCAAUGGAUAUAUAUUAAACAAAUCUGUUGGCCAUCAACAGCAAUUACGGACCUCAAGCUCCUCUCCGCUAAGCGGCCACGCUGCAAAGACUCUUCCCGGAUCUGCCCUCAAGACUAAAGCAGCCUCCAAUGUAUAUGUACCCACAGCCCCUUCUCCCCCUCAGGUGGGAGACCAAGUUCAAGACGAGAGCCCAAAGCUAACGGAUUCUUCUGUGUCCGACUCGAAAAUUCACAGGGCGCGAAAAACCCUGCCAAGGUCCCCCUGCAGUUCGCCUGUACAUAAGGAUUCCAGUGAGUCGUCAGAGCAGAUGGAAAGCAUGGAAGACUCUGCUGCCAAAAACGGUUUGGAGAGUGAGAAGCAGUUGCCCGUACAUCAGUCCAGCACAACACAGGAGCUUCUACCUCAGGGUCAGAGCUGUGUCUCGUCAGCAAAGCCGCAGUCAGCUUCUGCGGCCUCUCGGAAAAAGAAGCGACGGAUGGGAACGUACAGUCUGGUCCCGAAAAAGAAGACCAAAAUAUUGAAGCAGAGAACGGUCCUGGAGAUGUUCAAGAACAUGUCAAAUUCAUCUUCGAGUCCAAAGAGCGACAGGGAUUCUGAGGCUCCUCACAUGAAUGGAGAAAUGGUAGACAUGGAUUCAGAAGAGGAAUACUCCGAGGAGCCGGAGGAAGAGGAUUAUAAUAGUGGGGAACAAAGUGUCUCUGAAAACCAAGAGGACGACAGUGCUUCCAAAGACGUCACAGCGGAGACCGACAGCCUGAAGAAGGUGGAUGACAUGGAAUCUGAAGUGGAUGAGGAGGCUGAGUCCAUGGAGUCCCAAGAGGAAGAGGAGGAAGAAGAUGAUGAUGAAUCAGAUUUAAGCUCAGAAUCCAGUUUACAGAGGAAGAAUCAGAAAAAGGAAAAAGGCCAUGCCGAUAGUCCGUGGAUGAAAAAGAACGAGAGGACGAAAGGGCAAAGCGAAACAAAGCCUAACCCCCCACCCCUUGCUGGUGACGGUGACGUCCAGGACACCAACACAGAGUACACGGAAGUGUCGCUUGACUCUCUGGAGCUGCAAGUGAAAGAGAUCUUGUCUCCCCAGUCUAAAGGUCUUUCUAAUGGGUCCGAAACUACAGAGGUUGAUGGUCUUCAAGGAAUCCCCCUUUGUAGCUGCCGAAUGGAAACUCCCAAAGAAGACGAAGUGACCGCUACGGCUGAAGAUCGCUGCAUGGCCGUCGAGAGCACAGACCAAGAGCUGAGCCGGUGUACGACAGAGGUCAUCAAGUAUGAGCUGAUGAGACCGUCUAAUAAAGUGCACCAUCUGGUACUGUGCGAGGACCACAGGGGCAAGAUGGUGAAGCACCAGUGUUGUCCUGGAUGUGGAUACUUCUGCACAGCGGGCACGUUCAUGGAGUGCCAGCCUGAAACCAGCAUCUCUCACAGAUUCCAUAAGCCUUGCGCCACUCAAGUCAACAAUGCCAGCUACUGUCCACACUGCGGGGAAGAGAUUUCCAAGGCUAAAGAGGUCACCAUCGCGAAGGCAGAUACCACUUCUACUGUGUGUACUGUGGCCGAUGCUCCCACAGAAGACGUCCAGACUGAGGGUCAAGCGGACACUACAACAGAGAGUGAUUUCACAGCCCAGAAAGCAGAAGAUGAUUCAAAGACCGACGUGCCCGCUCCUCAGUCCUGCGAAGUCUCAGAAGCUCACGCCGCGGGGAAAUCUCCGGUCUUGUCUCAGGGACCUGUGAAGGAGACUCUGGAGAGUGCUUUACUUGCACUGGACUCAGAAAAAGACAAUGUCUCCUCUAUUUCUAGGCCUAAGAAACUUCGCUUCCAUCCCAAGCAGCUGUAUUUCUCUGCAAGACAAGGCGAACUGCAGAAAGUGUUGAUGAUGCUUGUGGAUGGUAUCGACCCCAACUUUAAGAUGGAGCAGCAUGGUAAGAGGACCCCUUUGCAUGCUGCAGCAGAGAUGGGACACACUGACAUCUGCCACUUGCUUGUUCAGGCCGGAGCAAACCUGGAUAACUGCUCUGAGGAUCAGCGGACUCCAUUGAUGGAUGCUGCCGAGAACAAUCACCUGGAAACUGCGAAGUAUCUGGUAAAGGCCGGAGCUUUGCUGGACCCCAAGGACGCCGAAGGCUCCACCGGUUUGCAUUUGGCUGCAAAGAAAGGUCACUACGACAUGGUGAAGUACCUGCUCACCAGCGAUCAAAUGGAUGUCAGCUGCCAGGAUGAUGGAGGCUGGACCCCAAUGAUUUGGGCUACAGAAUACAAGCACGUGGAGCUAGUUAAGCUGUUACAUUCCAGUGGAGCUGACCUCAACGUCCGGGAUAAUGAGGAGAACAUUUGCCUGCACUGGGCAGCGUUUGCAGGAUCUGUUGAAAUUGCCGAGAUCCUUCUGGCCUCAAAAUGUGACCUCAAAGCUGUCAACAUACAUGGAGACUCCCCUCUUCACAUCGCUGCGCGGGAGAACCGAUAUGAAUGUGUCACGCUCUUCUUGGACCACGGCGCUGAGGUUAGCCUAAAAAACAAGGAGGGGGAAACCCCACUGGAGUGCUGCAGCCCGAACUCUCAAGUCUGGACGGUGCUCAAGAAGAGCAGUAAUUCAUCUGAGAAGUCAAAGCAAGAGGAGGUUGUGAUGAAUAGGGACAUAUCCAGGGGCUACGAGAAUGUCCCCAUACCCUGCAUCAAUGGCGAAGACUCUGAACCUUGCCCCAUCAAUUACAAGUAUGUCUCCCAGAACUGCGUGACCUCCCCGCUCAACGUGGACCGAAAUAUUACCCAUCUUCAAUACUGUGUGUGUAUAGACGACUGUUCCUCUAGUAACUGUAUGUGCAGCCAGCUGAGCAUGAGGUGUUGGUAUGAUAAGAGCGGGCGCCUUUUACCAGAAUUCAACAUGCUGGAACCGCCGCUUAUUUUUGAAUGUAACCACGCCUGCUCCUGCUGGAGGAACUGUCGCAACCGAGUGGUGCAGAAUGGAUUAAAAGUAAGAUUACAGAUGUUCCGGACCAAAAAUAUGGGCUGGGGAGUGCGGUCGCUGCAGGAGAUUCCCAUGGGGACAUUUGUGUGCGAGUACGCAGGAGAGUUAAUUUCAGAUACGGAGGCAGAUGUGCGGGAGGAUGAUACCUAUCUCUUUGAUCUGGACAAUAAGGACGGAGAGGUUUAUUGCAUUGACGCCCGAUUCUACGGCAACAUCAGUCGUUUCAUCAACCACCUCUGCGAGCCCAACCUGCUUCCCGUCCGGGUGUUCAUGUCCCAUCAAGACCUGCGUUUCCCCCGCAUUGCUUUUUUUAGCAGUAGACAGAUCAACGCAGGAGAACAAAUUGGUUUUGAUUAUGGCGACCGUUUCUGGGACAUUAAGAGCAAGCUCUUCAGCUGCUGCUGUGGCUCCCCCAAGUGCAAGCACCCAGUGAUGAAAGUCACCCCCCAGUGCCAGCCAGCAACACCCACAGAAGUACCACAAGAGAAUGGUCUACCAGACACCAGUUCCACCACCACACACAGCCUUUGCUGAGAAGAUAUGGACACCGUUAAUUGUCGGCCCCCCCCCCCCUUUUUCACCUCCAUUUCUGUAAAACCGUAGAAGGGGCUCCGAUUCCUGGGCAAGGAUCCCUUUUCUGUAAAUCAAGCUGGAUGUGAUUGACUUGACUGUGGAGUCUUCUGAAUACUGGUCCAUCAGAGACGUCUUGUGGACUCCUUCACUUUAUUUUUUAUUUUAUUAUUAUUUUCCAAGCAUUCACAGACUAAGGUGAACCCCUUCCUUGCCCAAGUGUGGCUUUGGCAGACAUGGAGUUACCAAGUGAAAAGUAUUUGUACCCCCCUCCCCAGGGGGAAAAGCAUCGUAUUACACUCUUGUCACUCAAGUCGAACACAUGUCUUGUCCGCGCGUGCCGCCACCACGGGCCAAGUAGACAUCGACCAGUGAAGGAAAACAGGUUCCAGCCCCUGUCCUUCCCGAACAAACCAGUGACCAGAGCCCAAAGGCAAAUGGUGGAGAAUACGGCACAGUCAUAGUCAAUGCACCCACGGAUGUGUAUUUAAAAGGGGAAUACCAUCUUUUAUUUAUAUGUCUUAAAGAUUUAGAGAUUUGACGAAGGGUCUUUUUUUUUUUUUCCAGAAACGGCGCCGCUCAUGUCUGUAGACUAGAAGUACAGGUUAACCCUAUCUGGGAUCUGCAUUUUCCUGUGCCAAGAGUGGCAGUGGAAAAUGCAGAUCUCAGAAAAAAAAUUCCUUAAAGAGGACCUUUCAUGCAAUUUUAUUAAGGGAGAUAUAUACCUGUACUUGCUGGGUACCCCCUGCUGAUGCUGCCACCCUGCUU
Molecule: messenger RNA, 4912 nt
Organism: Bufo gargarizans (Asiatic toad)
Lineage: Eukaryota; Metazoa; Chordata; Amphibia; Anura; Bufonidae
Gene: EHMT1
Product: euchromatic histone lysine methyltransferase 1
Exons: 28
Coding region: 371-4108 (1245 amino acids)
Cellular component (GO): nucleus
Molecular function (GO): zinc ion binding; histone H3K9 methyltransferase activity; p53 binding
Source: RefSeq, a predicted model, not a curated record